UGUACGCCUCGUCUCUCAUUCCCCCUAAAACAGGCUUAUAGCAGGCAAUUGAAGGAAAGUCUUCUCACUCACCUGGCAUCUCAGGUCCCUGAGUUUCAGGGUAAUCAGAUUCUCUCGCAAUCUGAUGCUGUUAAAACCAUGCCAACAACGAGUGGCAAAUAGAAACGAGGGAAGCUUUCGGCUCAGUCGCAGCUAUACAUUGAACCACCAAACUGGGAGAAAUAGGAAGAUGGAACCAGCAUGGAUCUGGGGGAGAAGGAUUGAGAAGAGGAGCAAUACGAAGCCUGCCUUACGACGAAUACAGUGCACAUCCGUCAGCAUCAUCUAUCUCGGAAUUCACUAUACCAAUUUCACUCCCCUCUUACUUCAUCCGAGGCAAAGUGAAGACUCGCGGCCUGCUAACUCUAUUCUACUCAAAGCACUCACACCGUAGGAACCUGCUCUAAGGUCAGGCCACGAGAACAAGGCAAGCACGACUAGUAACGAGUUCGCCAAGUAUGUCUUGAUAUUUGUACACGACUAGUAGGGGAAUCAUCCGUUGAAGAUCAG
Messenger RNA from Aspergillus piperis CBS 112811, 549 nucleotides. RefSeq lists its product as uncharacterized. The transcript has a single exon. The record is from RefSeq and is a predicted model, not a curated record. NCBI's taxonomy places the organism in Eukaryota, Fungi, Ascomycota, Eurotiomycetes, Eurotiales, Aspergillaceae. Bases 125 to 433 code for a protein of 102 amino acids.